AUGGCAGGCGAUUACACACCAGAGCAGCUACAGUGGCUACAAGACCAUAUUGAUGAGACGGAAGUCCCAUCGACACAUAUUUCGAAUGCAGUUUGCCUCACUGCUGCCACGGCAUCUGUCAUUUUGCGAUUCAUUGCACGUCGUUCAGGGAAGGCCAACCUAGGAACGGACGAUUAUUGUCUUUUCUUUGCAUACAUCUUGUAUGUUGCAUAUACUGGUGUGUUCUGGUCCAAGGUCCUGUACGGAGAGGGGCGUCAUGUCAUCCUUGUAACAAAUCCGAGAGCAUACUCCAUAGCCGUCCAGCUCAGCCUAUGCCAGGCAAGCAUCUAUAUCUUUGGAAUGCUAUGUGUCAAAUACUCGAUUCUCUUUCUCUACAAGCGCAUAUUCAACGGGAAGACCUUCCGAAAGGUUCUCGUAGGGAUUGGCUUAGCGGUCUUUGCCUGGACAAUGGCGGCAUUUUGGGCUAGUAUCUUCAGUUGCUUUCCCGUUGAGAAGAGCUGGGACACAUCACUGCCCGGAAGAUGCAUCGAUUAUGGGGGCGCAUGUCUGGCCUGGGAUGCUCUCUGGCCUGGAAAUCUGUACGGGCAUCGUAGCAUGCUGCGCGAUCACAUACAGGCCCUUAGUCGAGAAAUUAUUCGUACCGCGAAAAUCCACCAACCAGUCUUCGUCCGCAUCUAG
Molecule: messenger RNA, 678 nt
Organism: Neoarthrinium moseri
Lineage: Eukaryota; Fungi; Ascomycota; Sordariomycetes; Amphisphaeriales; Apiosporaceae
Exons: 5
Coding region: 1-678 (225 amino acids)
Source: RefSeq, a predicted model, not a curated record